AUGCACCGUCUCCUCCUCUGUUCCUUCUUCCUCUUUGCCCUCCUCGCCGUGGCAGGCUCGAACCCCAGCUCUACGGGUCUGGCCAAGCACGGAUUAACGAGCCACAUCGCCAUCCGUAUCAAGUCCCACCGCGACCUGUACCAAAGGCUAACAACGAGCUGCCAGGUAGACGGCGCUGGGCACCCUCAUGACCCCGAUGUCCUUGCUGCCGAGCCUGCCAUCAAGGGGGACCCCACGGCUACUCCGGCCAAGAAGCCACCUUCGAACCACCUGCGUGUAGCUACUUUCAGCGCUCGAGUUGGAGAUCCGACUACGCUACCUCACGACGACCCGGCCUACGUCCCUCCUCUGUGCAACGACCGAAACUAUGUGUGCUACUACUUGCAGGCCGGUAUUACGCAGGAUGGAGGUCCCCCACCCCAGCAAAACUUUUCGCGCAAAGACAACACCACCGUACUCGUCUACCGCUACUGGCAAGGCAGCGUGCACUUCCAUGGCUCAAAGGGCUCGGCGCUGGUGUAUGCGGCGCAUGGCUGCAUUCUCCUGUGCGCCCACCAAGGCAUGGCCACGCGUACACUGAUUACACAACAAAAGGCUGUUGGACAUCCAGGCGACAAUCAGCUGUACUGCGCUGUCGACCGGGUGUUGUACGAUGAUGUCGUCAUCUAUAAUCAGUGA
Molecule: messenger RNA, 678 nt
Organism: Jaminaea rosea
Lineage: Eukaryota; Fungi; Basidiomycota; Exobasidiomycetes; Microstromatales
Exons: 3
Coding region: 1-678 (225 amino acids)
Source: RefSeq, a predicted model, not a curated record